AUGGUGCAGUGCGAUACAUGCCAGUUGUGGGCACACUAUUGUUGCGCCGGGGUGACAUCUAAUAUUGAACACGAAGAUUGGAAUUGUGUUAAGUGUUCCAACCAGUUGCGCUUACCGAAAAAUGCUACGAAGUCCACGAAAAAAUCCGGUGGAUCGAAAAAGACGGGAGCCAAAAGUGAAGUGGGAUCUAUCCGUAGCUCAGUAUCGGUGCUCGAAUCAUCAUUUCAACAGUUGGAGGAAGAGCAAGACGCAAUGGAGAAAGGUUUAGAAGCGGAUCGCUUGAUUCGAGAGAAACGUUUGGAAAUGAGCCGUGCAAUUCAAGAGAAACGAAUGCGACAAGAGAAAGAGUUUCGUGAAAGGGAGCUUCAGCAGGAGCGUGAGCUCAGGGCAAAGAAAUUAGCACAAGAGCAAGAAAUGUUAGAAAAACGUCUGAAGGAGGAAUCCGAGUUUUUGAAAAAACAGCAAGCUUUACGUGAGAUGUUUCAUGCGAAGAUGGAUUUACUUAAAAACACCGCGAAUGAAAACACGUCUGGUCGAAAUGAGGAUACGGGCAAUGAUGCCGAUCCAUCGAAAGGAAAAGUUCAAAAUUGGUUGAAUUCAAACGAUCUACAAGGGACGAGUUUACGAUCGUUAGUAGGAGAACAUAGUAAAGUGAAUGAAAAACAAAAGGAAAAGAACAGGGAGUUGCUGCAAGAGACAACGUCACGGAAAUUUAGCACAGAAAACGAUGCAGUCACAAGUGAAGAUGGGGAUAGCGAGGACGGUGAUGCUUUUAAUGAAAAGAUGAAAGGGAUUGCAGAGCUACUAAAACGUCACGGACCGGGGAAAGGUCAUGGUUUGGGGCGAGGCCACGUGGGACCUACGAAAGAACAAUUGGCUGCCCGGCAGGCAGUAUCAAAACAUUUACCGAUAUUUAAGGGAGAGCCAGAAAUUUGGCCAUUAUUUUACAGUAGUUACGAAUAUACUACGAAGGCUUGCGGAUUUACUAAUUUAGACAAUCUGAAACGGUUACAGGAUAGCUUGCAAGGCGAAGCAUUAGAGGCUGUGCGUAGUAGACUAGUACUACCAGAGUCAGUGCCCGAUGUGAUGAAAGAUUUAAAGGACUUGUUUGGUAAACCAGAAAAACUUUUGAAAACUCUGCUUCAAAAGGUACGCUGCGCACAACCGCCGAGGUACGAUCGACUGAAUACGUUUAUUCACUUCGGAAUCACAGUUAAACAACUAUGCGAUCAUAUGGAGGCGGCGCGAAUGGAAGAGCACCUGAACAACCCAAUGCUCGUUCAAGAGCUUGUGGACAAACUGCCACCUAGCUAUAAAAUAGACUGGGUACGUUUCAGGCGAAAUACGGAAGGCAAGCCUCUUCGCGUUUUUACUGAUUUCAUGAACGGUAUAGUUUCGGACGUUUCCGAAGUAAGCGAACUACCCACACUUGAUAUGGGAGAUCGAGCCGGUAGAGGAAGUUAUAAAAAAAAGGAGUUUGUGCACGUACAUGCGUCGUCUAGCAAAAAUUUACCACCAGUAACAGCGUGUUGGUUGUGCAAGAAAGCAGACCAUAAAAUAAAAUUUUGCGAAAAAUUCAAACGUUUCAACAUUUCAGAACGGUUCAAAGUCGUUAACAAAUACAAGCUCUGCCAUCAAUGUCUGAACAAUCACGGUAAAAGUCGAUGCAACUCAAAGUUCAGAUGUACAGUGGGUAAUUGCCAACAAACUCACCACCCGUUAUUGCACCGAACGUUAGAGAUGGUACAAGUCAUGAAAGCGGAAAAUGUAAACCGGGAAAACUGUUCCGUCCUAUUCAGAAUGCUACCAGUAACAUUAUACGCCGGUAAUUCCAGCAUGAAUGUAAUUGCAUUUUUUGAUGAAGGAUCAUCGGUUACGCUUCUCCAGAAUGUGGUAGUAGAUAGGCUUCAUUUAACUGGCGAAAAGGAACCGUUGGUGGUGACCUGGACAGGGAACGUGAGACGGUAUGAGGACCAGUCGAGAAAAGUUAACCUAAUGAUUUCAGCAAGAGAUUGUAGCGGUAGAAUGGCGGUGCACAACGCUCGUACAGUUAAAGAACUCUUGCUGAUCAUGAUGAUAGGUCUUGAUAACAUUCAUGUAUUUGCACCGCUAGAAUCUAGAAUCGGCAAACCUGGGGAACCAGUUGGAGUAAGAUGCGCACUAGGAUGGACUGUUUAUGGACCGCAACCAGAAAGAUGCACAAGCCAGGCUUACGUGAAUGUACACGAAGAAACCCCAGUUAGCAAUCAGGACAUUUACGACAUGCUGAAGGGCCAGUAUAGUUUAGAGGAAGCCGGUAUUGCUAUCGAAGUACCUGAAUCAAAUGAAGAAGCACGAGCACGACGAAUUUUAAAAACAACAACAGUAAGGAUAGGAAAUCGGUUCGAGACGGGGCUAUUGUGGCGGAAUGACGUGCGUAAAUUCCCAGAUAGCUUCCCGAUGGCUAUCAAGCGGAUGGAGGCGCUGGAAAGGAAACUGUCCAAAAAUCCUGGACUCAAACAAAAUGUUGAUCGACAGAUUGAUGAGUAUGUUGCUAAAGGAUAUGCACACAAAAUUACAGCUGAAGAGCAGCAAAAUUCGGAUGCGGCUUCGGUAUGGUAUCUUCCUUUAAAUGUGGUAUUGAAUCCACGAAAACCAGAAAAAAUUCGUCUGGUCUGGGACGCAGCAGCAUCGGUCAACGGUAUAUCACUUAACUCCGAGCUUCUAGCAGGCCCUGAUAUGCUGACGAGCCUUCCAGCAGUGAUCCAACGGUUCAGGGAAAAACGAUUCGGUUUUGGCGGUGACAUCAAGGAGAUGUAUCACCAGUUGCGUAUCAGACCUGAAGACAAGCAGGCGCAGCGUUUUUUAUAUCGUAAGGAGAAGGGACCAAUACAGAUAUUCGUCAUGGACGUGGCCACCUUCGGCUCGACCUGUUCCCCUUGUUCAGCGCAAUUUAUAAAAAAUCUAAACGCUGAAGAACACUCCGCGCUCUAUCCAGACGCAGCAGCAGCAAUCGUUAACAAACACUAUGUUGACGAUUACCUCGACAGCGCCGAUAGCGCUGUAGAGGCAAUAGAACGUGCGAGACAAGUAAAAUUGAUCCAUGCAAGAGGGGGAUUCGAGAUAGGGAAAUGGGUCUCGAAUUCAGAGGAAUUUUUACGAGCGUUGGGUGAGCAGAACGAUGAUCAGGCAGUACAUCUCCAUCAAGACAAAAUGACACAAAAGGAACGAGUGCUCGGAAUUAUUUGGGACUCUAAAGAAGACGUGUUCUCGUUUUCUGCAACCCCUAGAGCGGACCUAGGACAGAUGUUUUCCAGUGGAGAUCGCCCAACGAAGAGAUCCGUUCUCAGUUGUGUUAUGUCAAUGUUUGACCCACUGGGUCUUCUUUGCCCAUUUACGAUAAUUGGAAGAAUCCUCGUACAGGAUCUGUGGAGAGCGGGUUGUGAGUGGGAUGAGUUGAUUGACGACGAAGCCUAUAGUAAGUGGAAGCAAUGGAUUGGGUUACUACCAGAGAUUCACGUAAUGUGUUGUCUUGGAUCAAGUCAGACCAACGACGUUAUCGACAAUUCGUUGGCUUCCGUAUCGGGGAAAUCCUUAGCCUCACUAAUGGAUCAGAGUGGCGUUGGGUGCCGUCAAAGUUAA
This is a messenger RNA of Wyeomyia smithii (pitcher-plant mosquito), 3621 nucleotides long. RefSeq lists its product as uncharacterized. Lineage: Eukaryota; Metazoa; Arthropoda; Insecta; Diptera; Culicidae. The record is from RefSeq and is a predicted model, not a curated record. The coding region runs from base 1 to 3621 and encodes 1206 amino acids. The transcript has 3 exons.